GGGUAUUUGAACUCAAAGCUCUCCUGAAUGACUGUCAGUCUGCUGGCAAGUGGGUCUUCUGAUAACUUUUGACAUGGGGGUCACGCCUUUGCACAAUGUGGGUGGAAUAUGUGUAUUCUUCAGCUCGUUUCUAAUUUUCCUUACUCCAAACUGUAAUGCGGGAAAUAUUUUGGUGUCUCCUCUGGAUGGCAGCCACUGGAUCAAUAUGAAGAUCCUGUUAGAAGAACUUCAUGCCAGGGGUCACAACAUCAGUGUGAUCAGAGGCUCCAACAGCUGGUAUAUCCCAGAAAAAUCUCCCCUCUACACAUCCAUCACAGUUGAAAUAGACAGAGAUGUAAAGGAUUUCUUUGGGGAGUUCAUACAAGACCACAUGAGGGUGCACCGAGAAUGGUCGUCAUUGUUAGCUUUCCUGAAGCUCACAAAGAAGUUUAUGUCCUUUGUUUCUGUGGGCCACACCCUGUGGUGUGAUGCUGCAUCAAGAAUCAUGGAAAAUCCAAAGUUGAUAAAAAACUUAAUAGAAUCCCAGUAUGAUGUGGUUCUUACUGAUCCAGGAAUAGGACAAGGCGUUGUGUUAGCUAAAUAUCUUAAACUGCCAUUAGUCCUCAAUGUUCGCUGGAUUACCAGUGGAGAAGGUCACUUUGUGCUGGCUCCCUCACCGCUCUCUUAUAUCCCAGUGAUUCCAGGACCCGGUCUAACAGACAAAAUGGCUUUCAUCCAGAGAAUCCAAAACAUUUUUUUCUUUAGUAUCAUAUUAUUCCAGCAGAAAUUUGUGGUGGGACCUAUUUAUGAUGCCAUGUGUGAUAAAUACAUUGAGGGUGGAUGCGACAUUGUCUCACUGCUUCAAGAGGCUGAUAUUUGGCUGUUCAGGUCAGAUUUUGUCUUUGAUUUUCCUCGGCCAACAAUGCCAAAUGUUGUCUACAUUGGAGGGUUCCAGUGUAAACCUGCACAGCCUCUACCAGCGGACCUGGAGGAGUUUGUUCAAAGUGCUGGGGAGCAUGGAGUCAUCAUCAUGACUCUGGGAACUUUGGUGAAUAAUUUUCCAGAAGAGGUUGUGGAAGAUAUUGCUAGUGUCUUUGCCAAGAUGCCCCAAAAGGUGAUUUGGAAGCACAGAGGAAAGCGUCCCUCUACUCUGGGCAACAACACUCUAAUGAUGGACUGGAUGCCACAGAAAGAUCUACUUGGCCACCCACAAAUAAAAGCCUUCAUAGCUCAUGGAGGAACAAAUGGAGUCCAGGAAGCCAUUUACUAUGGAGUCCCUGUGCUUGGCAUACCCUUGUUCUUUGACCAGCAUGACAACCUUCUACGUCUACAGAAAAGAGGAGCAGCAAAGAUUAUUCAGCUCCAUGAAGUUAAUGGUCACAGCUUUGAGAGAGCUGUUAAGGAAGUGCUCCAUAAAGACAGCUACAAGGAAAGUAUUCAGAGACUGUCACGUUUACACCGAGAUCAGCCAAUGCCACCCAUGGAUCAGGCCACUUUCUGGAUAGAGUAUGUGAUACGCCACAGAGGGGCUCCUCACCUGCGCACAGAGGCUCACAGGAUGCCGUGGUACUCAUACCAUUGCUUAGAUGUACUACUCUUUUUGAUGACGUCUGUAGGUGUGGUCCUCUACUCUGUUUUUGCUGUAAUUAGAUUUCUAUUUUGCAAAAGAAAGAACAGAAAAUAUAAACAAAGCUGAUUUGCAUUAAAGUUAUUUGUCUGUGGGUUUGGGUUCAUAGUUGUCCCUUUGUCAUGUUUUGUUUCUCUAGGUUAUUUUCCGUUUCUGUUUAGAUUGUCAUCUUUUACUUAAAUUAGAUUAUUUUUGAUUCAAUUACUCUCUUACCUUGUUCUGACGCCUGGUCUCGUCUUUAUUCAUUGUUAUUCUAGUCUCCUUUGUCUUCUGUUCUAGCCUUGAUAUCAUUUUUCCUAUGCAUCAGUCCUGUUAUGUUCUAGCAGAGCAGAUUUUGUUAUCCUUUAGAUGUCAGGUUUUAUUUUCUGUCAACUUUUAUUAUUGUAGUCUUUCUAGUCUGCUUCUCCUAUUCAGUUCCUCAGCUCAGUAUUCUCCCUGUUAAUUU
This is a messenger RNA of Poecilia latipinna (sailfin molly), 2051 nucleotides long. Its product is annotated as UDP-glucuronosyltransferase 2C1-like. Bases 74 to 1675 code for a protein of 533 amino acids. The transcript has 4 exons. Gene Ontology annotation, molecular function: UDP-glycosyltransferase activity. The record is from RefSeq and is a predicted model, not a curated record. NCBI's taxonomy places the organism in Eukaryota, Metazoa, Chordata, Actinopteri, Cyprinodontiformes, Poeciliidae.